AUGAUCGCGCCAAUACUCAACCAAAGAUGUUGUGAGCUUCCCAGAACUGCUGCAGGUGAUCACCACAUUCGACGUCUUGAUACGAUGCGAGCGAAUAUUGUCACUCAGGCGCCCUUGAAUGAAGCCGAUGCAAGAGCGUUUCAGAAACUAUUGUUAGAGGAACAAAGUAGCACACCGCUCAUAUCAAAAGAAACAACGACACUGCUCUCUCAUCGCAAAUCACCAUCGUCCAAUUUUGUUUCUGCAUUAUUAUUACCAUCUAAUCAAACGCAAGAGAGUUGUUCUAAUAAUGAAGUGAUGGUUAAAGCAUCUCAGGAACAACGACAGACGCACCGUAUCGCCACUCAGAGUAAAAUAGAACUUCCUUCGUCUUCAACAUCGCCACCCGUUUUCGUUAAUCUACAUUCAUCUGAACACCAACAUUCAAAACGUAAACACUCACGAUCAUCAUCAACAUCAGGCACAAGUCAAAAAAGAAGGCCUAAGUUAUUUAAACCAACAACAAUCACAAUUAAUCUUGAUAAUCAACAAAGUAGACGAGAUAAAAACGAAGAGGGCGAAUGCAAACAAAGCGAAGAUGAGACCGAUGAAACGCACAUAUCGGACGACGCAGAUUCAGUUAUUGAACAUCAACAGUCAGCAGAAAUAACGACGACGGAUAAUCUACUCGUAAAAUCAGCAUUAGCUGCACAGGAAGUUCAUCAAUCUUCAGCAUCAAAGAGAGAUAGAUUAAAAAUUUUACAGCUUAAACAAAAAGUAAUCAACUUAGAGGAUAAAUUGUCCACUCAAAAGAUGAAAAAUCAGCAACAACAACAAGAAAAUGAACAUCUUAAGCGAAAUAGUAUAGCUCGCCAGUUUAUUGGUUACUUACAUAAAGAAACGAUUUUUGGUGCGAAUAGUUGCUUGAACAAUCAAGCUGAAAAUUUUAAUGUAAAAUCGGACGCGGAAUAUCUUGGUUUAACAUUGGAAGAAGUUGAGUCAUGUCGUCAUCAUAACAAUAUUAACUCAAUAGCUCGACAUCUUUUCUUGGCCGUGUUUCCAGGAUUUGAGAAAAAUCCAGUAGCCUAUGAGCAAUGGGUGAAGUUGGACGACGAAGACGCAGAUAAAUUUGAAUAUUUAUUCGUUUUUGGUACCAAGUAUUUUAAUUGGAAUCGAUUGACUACACGAGCAAGUGUCAUUGGAAAAAUGAAAGAAUUAAAGCGUAAAUAUGAUGAACGAAAAAAAGCUGAUGCCGAACUACGUUGA
Messenger RNA from Didymodactylos carnosus, 1245 nucleotides. The record is from the annotation of a GenBank genome assembly. NCBI's taxonomy places the organism in Eukaryota, Metazoa, Rotifera, Eurotatoria, Philodinida, Philodinidae.